Molecule: messenger RNA, 8779 nt
Organism: Porites evermanni
Lineage: Eukaryota; Metazoa; Cnidaria; Anthozoa; Scleractinia; Poritidae
Source: the annotation of a GenBank genome assembly
AUGUCUUCGGAUUCUGCAGAUCCAUUCUACUGGAUGAGAGUAAUUUUAGCUUCUAACAGGGGUAAGUUCUACAGCCUUUAUAUUUUUGACUCGUCCAAAAUUCAAACCAGUAACCGUAAAAUUAGAUCUUGUUGUGCAGGUAAAAAGCACAAAUUUCACCACACCCUCAGCUGUUUUCUCGUAACUUUAAAAAUAAAGAAAAUUUUACGUUUAUUAUUAUUUUUUAUUUUAACGACAUUGAUCGUCAGGGUUUUUGUUGCUCAUUUGAAUGUCUCUCUAAAAGGAAGUAACUUCUUGCGGCCAUUUUAAGAGACUUCUGCGGUCUUUAUUUUUCUCCAAAUUCACGUUUAUCAGGGGAAGGGAAAAGUUCGUUACUUUGUAAAGGUCCAACUUUUAAUUUGUUAGUUGUAUUUUGGAAAUAUUCCCAUAUCACACAUGUAAUGAUGUAUGUUUUCUUUUAUUUCAUGAUCAAAUCAAGAGUUUGGACCCAUACAAAUACUUCUACUUCUCCUUUCUUUUCGUGAUCUUUUUUGUGUCAAAAUUUGUGCCUCUUGAAAUCAUUUAAACAGCUGGAAGAUACACUUUAGCUUAAGUGUCUUUGCUUACACUAGAAGGCAGAGAAUAAGAUUAAAAAAGAUACUGUUAAUUUUUUUUGAAUGAAAUAAUUAUAUGCAAAGUUGGUAUAUAUCGCAUAAACAUUUUGGACCCAUACAAAACACUGAAUGAGAAAUCUAAGUGUUUGAUAUGUUACUAAUAACCCUUUAAUGGUGAUUUACAAAAAAGCUUUCAUCAUUGCUGUCAAAGUGUAACAUAGUUUUUAUUUUAAUUUUAAUUUUUUGAGUUAGGGAUUGUGUACCUACUUAGAGCUAUAAUACAUCACGCCAGUUUUGUACAUACAGCAUAAAAACCCCUUUUAAAAUUAUUGUAUUGAAAAGCAUACACUGUCUUGACAUUUCUUGAAAUUUGCUGUUUCUUUUAGGUACCCUUAUGGAACUUGGAAUUUCCCCAAUAGUUACAUCUGGACUGAUUAUGCAGGUAUGGGUUGACUGCAAUUAUACUUAAAGCAUCUUGGGUAUUUACAUUGGAACUGGUCUAAUCUAACUUGAAAAAAAUAUCUCAGCUCCUGGCAGGUUCUAAAAUCAUUGAGGUUGGUGAUAGUCCUAAAGACAGAGCUCUCUUCAAUGGAUCUCAGAAAUGUAAGUACCUUCCAAGGUAGCAUAAUGAGGUUGCCAGAUCUUAGACUACACCAAAUGCACUUGGCAUUAGUGUUUUAGGACCAUCAAGGUAUUCAGUUCCUAAAAUGUCAAUGCUUUUUUGAACUUUGUACACUGGAGUUGGAAAUCGCUGGAAAUUUACCUAACAAUUUUCUAAACUGCAAUACAACAUUUGAUUUUGUUUACAAAGUACUUGUAGUUUAAUAUGCAGGCAUUAUGCCUGAUGUUCAGUGUACAGUCAAACAUCAACAGUUGAUGUAUAGUAUUAUGCUGAAAAUUAUGCUGGCAUAAUCUGCCAGACCCUACCCAGUCCCUCUGUAUGUAUUAAAGGAGCUAGGAUAUAUGGGGCUUAGAGGAGUUUAGUGUCCUUGACAGAGCUAUAAUAAACAAUGCACUGAUUAAGUGUUCUUUUCUACUAGUAUUUGGCAUGAUUAUUACCAUUGGCCAGUCUGUGGUGUAUGUUAUGACUGGAAUGUAUGGUGACCCUUCUGAUCUUGGCCCUGGUAUCUGCCUUUUGAUUAUCAUUCAGGUAACUUGAGACAUGUUCAUUUUAUUUUAUGUACUCUGUUCUUUGGUUAGCUAUUUUGAAUAAGGUUAGAUAUUGAAAUUGGCACUUUGUGUCUUUAUAGUCCUGAAGUGCAUUGUUUACACUUAACAUUAAUAACUGCAUCGUUAAAUGGAGGUUGGGUACGUGCCUAGAGUAUCCAGGAGCUUCCACUUUUGGCAGCCCGUCCCCAGAUUGAUGAAUGCCUUUAUGGCUGGCACAAUGGUGCAACCCAGCCAUGAGCACCCCACUCAUAAGGAAACAAAAGGCACCUGUCACAGUGAAAAUAUAAGUGGAGAAAGAAGCAUAGGGAGGAGGGGAGGGAAGAAGAAUUAAUCGAAAGAAACCUUGUAACAGGAACAACCCAGCUGGAAGGAAACUCCAUGUACACCAGUGAAUCUCUUGAAGGAUGUAGCAAACUACUGGGCAUGUACAUGUACAUGCUGACCUACUAUGGACCAAUAGCACAUUGUUAACUCCUUUAAAUUCCAUUUAAAUGCAUUGAAAUUUUGUUUCUUUUUACAGCUGUUUUGUGCUGGUCUCAUUGUGCUGCUUCUUGAUGAGCUUUUGCAGAAAGGUUAUGGUUUGGGAUCUGGGUAAGUAGCUCAAAUUUUUUGUUUGCAUCAAUUGCCAAACUGAAAAAAUUGAGAAGAAUCCCUCAUUUAUAAAUCCACUUAUCUUGGCGAAAUGGCAUCAAGGCUUCAAUCAUGUGAGUUUGAUGACCCAAAACACUACUAAUACAGAGAAGAAUUGAUUACACACAAAUUUGGUUUUUACCUAGAAUAACUUUUUCUUCAUGGACAAAAUAAUUAGGGCUGGUUUACACAAAGAACACUAACACACAUCCAAUACAAAUGCAAGCACAGUGAGACAUGUAUGUGUAUUUAUGCAUUCUGGAUUCCAGCAUGGUUUUUCAACUUGCAUUUGGGCUUUUGUUUGCAAAUGCAAAUGCAAGCAGAAAUGCACGCACAAGUGCCGAGGCAAGAAAUCAAACAUUUUCCAUUUCUCGCAUCUUUGCUUGCAUUUGUGUCGAUGUAGUUCACACAUUUGUAUUUUUUUGUUUGCAUUUAUGUUGAUGUUUUGUUUUACAUUAACCAGGCCUUAGUGCCACAAUAAGAGUCCCUUAUUAAUUCAGGAAGGAAACAAUAUAUGCAGUUUUGUAACAGUUAGUGCAAUUAUUAUAUUUUAUAAUUUUGUAGAAUCUCAUUGUUCAUUGCUACAAACAUCUGUGAGACUAUUGUGUGGAAAGCUUUCAGUCCAGCAACCAUCAAUACUGGCAGGGGUAUGUGGUUGAAUGCUUGGUCUUGUUAAUUAUUGGAUGUUAAUUAUUGGGUUAGGCUAGUUUCAAUAGAUUUACAAGAAAUGUGCCGAACAAUGUUCUCUUACCCUUUUAUUGGGUAGUGACACUUAGAAAAUCAUUUUAGCCAUUAGUGGUAUCACAGAUCUGGGGAAAAAGAGAAGUACGUAAUAAGAAAAAAAGUAGUUAAAAAUAAACCAGGUCUGUCACUAAGAUUUCAAGUUGCUGUAUAUGUCUUAUUAGUAUGUUGGGAAUUAAACCCCUAGUUCUAUGAAAGUAGCCAGAGGUCAUGAUGAUAGUAUCCAGAAGAAAUCUCUGGCCCCUCAGUUCUUAGUGACAUGCCUGAAAAACUAAUAACCUGCCUCUUUUUUCAGGAACUGAAUUUGAAGGAGCAAUCAUUGCUCUCUUCCAUUUGCUGGCCACCAGAACAGAUAAAGUGCGUGGUCUGCGUGAAGCCUUCUAUCGUCAAAAUCUGCCAAAUCUUACCAACCUCAUUGCCACUAUCUUUGUCUUUGCAAUAGUUAUUUACUUCCAGGUAAUCAUGAAGUCUUGCAUGUAAUUCUUGUCUUUUUUGUUAAUUUAUGUGGUCCUAUGAGCACUGAAUAUUUCCAAGAGAGGUUGACUGUGAAGACUACAGUAGUACUACAUAUGCAUUUUUUUUAAUGAUUGCUUUGUCUGAUGCCUUGGUUGUGUCACCAACUUCUUUGAUUGUCUCUGCUUCCACUUCAUUUGAAGGAUGUAGAUGUGUCAGAAUAGCGUGGAGGACUUACUUAACCACAUACUCACAGAAUUGCCCCCCUUGGGAGCAUAGGGUGUUAUUGUCUCCACCUCUUUUUUCUGGGCCAGGGCAUUUGCUUUCUACUAGGCAAGGUAGACUGCUUGACAGUCUUUAUAAUCCCACAAUAAUUACAAUCGAAUGCCAUUUGAGGUGACUCAAUUCAUUUUUGCAUUAGCUGAGUGCAAUUUUCAUACCCUAGAUUGAAUAUUUGUAUUCGUCUCUUUACAGGGCUUCCGUGUGGAUCUGCCAAUCAAGUCAGCUCGUUACAGAGGGCAGUACAGUUCAUACCCAAUCAAGCUUUUUUACACCUCAAACAUUCCCAUUAUCUUGCAAGUGAGUUCAAUAGACACUAUGCACAGUGUAUUUUUAGUCUGUCUGGGCAGACCAAACAAUCAAAUCUUAAUUGAGUUUCUCCCUAUAAAGCAGGUUACUUCUGUAUUACCCCUUCUUCUAUAAAGGUUCCAAGCAUUCCCAAAUACCAGUACAUUAAAACACAUCAUUCGUUAAAAAAUAACUGUUGUGGACUGUUUUGUUCAGGAAAAGAAACUUCACCACAGUAGAAUCCUGAUUUCUUAAACCCGUUGGUUUUUUGAAAUUCCUGAUAAUUCACACCAAAUGUAACUUCACUUCACCAAUCAAAUGCUGUAAUUUUACACCUGAGUUUUUCAAACUUUCUGAUAAUUUAAACCAUUGGGAAAACCUUUAACACUGCUGCUUCAGUUCACAUUUUUCUUGGCCCAACCAUAGUUACUAACCAUAAUGUAAAAAUUGUCCAAAUCACUCUCCUUUUGUGCCUUCAAUUUUACUGUGGCUCCUCUGAACUUUGCAUACAUUUUGAAGGUGAAGCAGUAAUAACAUUAUUGUGCGGCCCUGCUCAUGUGUAUUUCUCAAUUUUUUCAUUGACUUGUAGAGCGCUCUGGUGUCCAACAUCUAUGUCAUCUCCCAAAUGCUGUCAACAAAGUUUGGAGGAAAUUUCUUUGUUAAUAUCCUUGGAACUUGGGAGGUGGGUCUUUAUAAGAUACAUCAUUGCCAAACUAACACCCUAGGGGACUUUUAAUGGCCAUUAAACUCAUCACCAAUAGAUGAACUUGGGCGCUGGUGCCCAAUUAGGGGAAGUCCUUGAAAAGUCCUUGAGUUCCAUUUUUCUGUGAAAAGUCCUUAAAUUUCUGUGCAAGUCCUUGAAAAUUCCUUGAAUUUUCUUCAACUUUGAAUCUAGUGGCCUGGAAAGUGUUUUUGAUGCUUUUUGGUUGUCUAAGACAGAAUAUAAUCAUAGCUUGGAGAAUUAAACGGUUAUUCACAUAAAGUGCUUUAUGUUUUAUACAAUAAUUAACUAUCAGUUGAAGACAAGUGAACUGAAAAAUGUAGAGUAGUUGGUGAAGCAAACAGUUCCAGCCUUAAAGUCUUAUUAGAAUAGAAUACUGGGAAUGUGCAUUUUUGUAUUAGGUGGUCCUUGAAAAUCUAAUGUGGUCCUUAAAAAGUCCUUGAAAAUGGUUGCAUUUUCUUGUAUAAACACUAGAUGAGGGCUGUAUGUUCAGGUGCUCACAUCAAAGUGCAGUGACAUGAUACCAUUGGGCCUCUCUCUUUUAUCCGUGCUUAUCAAUUUUAAGGGCACUUGGAAGUGCCAGUAGUGUUUAUUGAAAUGUGUAGGUGACAUACUGUAGACCUUGGUGGAAGGGGGAGGGGAGGGGACCAUUACAAGCCCACAGUAACAUGUGCUAUGCUGCUGUGGUUACCUUGCGAAGAAAUUGAAAAGCCAACCCUCCAAGUUAAAGUUUUUGCUCAGUCAUCAUGUGGCAAUCAACUCUUUUGGUUUAGGGAGACUUUUUAACAAAUAAAGUCACCAGGUGCAAAAUUUUAGGCGCCAUGGCAACCAAGAUGGUUGCAACUUCGAGGGUUGAAAGGUAGUAAGACAAUAACUAAAAUUUAGAAUGAUGUGACUCACCUUUCUGAAUGUGUUUUUAGGAAGCUGGUGGUGGCCCUGCUAGGUCAUACCCCACUGGUGGACUGUGUUAUUACAUGUCUCCUCCAGAGACAGUGGGGCACAUUAUAGAGGACCCCAUACAUGCUGUCUUAUACAUCUUCUUUAUGCUUGGCUCCUGUGCCUUCUUCUCUAAGACAUGGAUUGAUGUGUCUGGCUCUUCAGCUAAAGAUGUAAGUCGUCAUAUUGCAAAUGUGCAUUUUAAUUCAGAUUGGAAAUGUAGUUGGUUUUGUUACCCAUUGCAAGGUUGGCCAAAUCUUUAGUUGAUUGUUGUAAUUCUUUUGACCCAAAUCUCAAUACACUCAGCUAUUUUCUUAAUUAAAUACCUUGUGAUUUGUGAUCAGUUUUUGUGACCCUUGUAUUGUAACAAAUAGGUUUUCACUACAGUGGCAGUCAAUUUUCUCUUAAACCUUUUUUUUUUAUUGUGUCCUGUUGGUAUUUGUGACAGGGGAGGUGAGGGGUGAAGAGAGUGUGGAAUGCAGUAUACAGUACGUAGCACAAAAUUAUAUUGAAGUAGUAUUAUUUCUUUCAUUAAGAGUUUGGCUCUCAUUGCUACUUCUUCAGGUUGCUAAGCAGCUCAAAGAACAACAAAUGGUGAUGCGAGGCCACCGAGACAAGUCUAUGGUCCACGAGCUGAACAGGUAAACUUUUUCUUAUGUUUUAUGGUAACUACUGUAAUUGUGAGAUGUCUUAAUCAAAGACACAGGCAGUUUUGCUUAACUCUUUGCUUUACUGGUUACUGGAAUUGAAUUUGUAUUUGAAAGAAAAUAAUCUUUGUUUUUUGUCAUAAAAGGUACAUCCCUACUGCUGCAGCCUUUGGUGGUCUUUGUAUUGGAGCUUUGUCUGUCCUGGCUGACUUUAUGGGUGAGUUCAUUGAGUUUAACUUAUACCCACCUCUCUUGACUGGGUUCUUGGUCAUGGGACUAGCCUUGUAAUAAUGACAUAAUCCUCUGUUUUUACUGUCAUGCCAUCAAAAAUAAAAAAUGCAAACCAUUCAAUACAGAAAUUGAGAAUCAGAGAAAUAAAAGAAGAGCCUCACCAAAAAUCAGGUUUGUGUGAUAUUACACAUGUGAGAUAUUCGGAAAAAUGUUUUGCCCCCCAAAAAAUAAUUUACAAAGCUUUGUAGGAAUACAGCAGGGGGCACAAAUAUGGCGGCUGAAAACUAACAAAAACAUGUCUUUAAAGGUUUUUUUUACAAAAGCGGGAGUACAUCACUGGAGGAACUCAAAAACAUUAAAGUAAUAUUCAUUCUGAGACAAAGAAUGUUUAGAUAACAAAAUCUUAAAAAAUUGGUAACAAUUUUAACCCACAUAAGAGCUUUCCCAGACACCAACUAAAUGCCACAUCAUGCAAAGGUUUGGAAAUUCAAGCAUCCUCUAUAGGAAAAUUUCGAACCCUUUUGAACAGAAGAUAUGAAUAAAUAAAGGUGUUUGCAUGCUGUAAUACCUCAUGAAAGUAGAAACUCUGAAAAAUCGAUAAUUGCCUACUGUAUUUAUUCCAAUAAGGGCCCAACCCCGAAUUAGCGCCCACUCUCAAGGUCCAAAAACUUAAUAAGCGCCCAGGGCAGUUAAUCGAAUAAAUGCGGUAGUUGGAAUUUUGGUAACAUCAUGUGAAAACCGAAAAUAUUAUUAUACUGAGACCAUUGGGACCAGCCUACAUUACAUAACUUUUACAUUGUUUCAUAAAUUUCCUUGUUUAGUGGUCAUCUACUGUGUGUGAAGCUGUUGCUUAGCUAUCACUUAUUCUCUUUUCAGGUGCAAUUGGCUCUGGAACUGGAAUUUUACUGGCCGUCACCAUCAUUUACCAGUAUUUUGAAAUAUUUGUCAAGGAGCAGAGCGAAAUGGGAGGCAUGGGAACUCUUCUGUUUUAACCCGACCAACUGCCACACAAAAGAUCAAACCAUUUGGAGAAAUUUUUACUGUCAUUAUACAUGUUCAAUAUCCAACAAGAACUACAUCUUGAAACUGUUUUUUCUGUUAGAUAGCAGUGGAAAUAGCAACAGAAAUGAAUAAAGGAGAAAACAAGGGAUAAGCUAUUUUAUCCACUGCAAUCUUGCAGUUCUUAUCCCAUGGAGUUUGUGUUGUUAUGUGUAUUUUUUACCGUAUCUGACUCUUCUUAAUUUACAAAUUACCAUUUUUACAUCGAAAGAAAUCUGUCUGUUAUCUGUUGUAGAAUACAAAGAGUAUUUUAUGGUUAAAAGUGAUGAUGACAGUGUUGUUACCAGUGUCUUAUUGAAGUGUCGAAUUUUGUUUAUUUCCUUUUUGCAACUGUUUGUCCAUUUGUCUCACUGAGUUCGAACUUACAGCAAGAACACUCAAAUACUAAGCUCAAACGAAUUAUAUCGUAAAAUUAUUAAAAUUCUAUUGAGUACCAUAAGCUAAUAUAACUGUACAAACUAUUGUACAUCGUUUGAGUUCAGCUAUUUGAGGUUUUGUUUGCAAGGACUGGUAAGACAUUUAAGUAGUCUCGUAACAACAUAAACCGGAUAACAAAAAAUUUUCUCUCAGAUAUGCAUCUCAAUAAAACCAAUGUCUGUUAAGAUCUGAAAUUGAUAGUGUGGCUGUAAUGAAGCAGUCAUUUAGACUUGUGUGAAUUUCUGUAAUUGUCUCAAGAAAAUGUUCAGUAUCUACGGUGACUCCGCUUUUAGACUUGGCUAAAUUUAUAUAGUUUAGUCAAGGUUUUUCCCCUAAGUUUUGAUUCUCGUUAUUUAUUGAGCAAAACAGCGCUAAAACAAAGUGCAACGUUGAAAACGGGAGAAACUUAAAAUAGCUGGAGCCCUUAUUAAAUAUACACAAGAGUCUAAAGUUGAAGCUAUUCCCUGAAAAAGGGCAUUCCCCUUGAAAACACGUUUAGUUUUUAAAAGUGGAAACUACUGAAACAAGUCCAGAGUUUGAGAGACUUUCCUAUCUUGACAUUUCAUUUGAUUAGGAACGGUGUUUAAGGAGUUCCUGUGUAGAAUCUUGUAAUU